GUCUGAACCAUAUCCAUACAGCAAGAAGAUGGCUGAGAAGGCAGUGCUGGCAGCCGAUGGGCGCACCCUGAAAGAUGGCGGCACUUUGCAUACUUGUGCCUUAAGACUCCCAUUCAUCUAUGGAGAAGGAAGCCAAAUACUUUUGGGCAUAUUGAAUAGAGCACUUGAAAACAAUAGCGUUAUUGAAUAUUUUUCCAAAUUCUCUGUGGGCAAUUCAAUGUAUGUGAGCAAUGCGGCCUGGGCACACGUGCUGGCUGCCAGGGGCCUACGAGACCCCAAGACGUCAUCAAACAUCCAAGGGCAGUUCUACUACAUCUCUGAUGACACUCCUCACCAAAGCUUUUGUAAUUUAGCUUACAACCUGAGCAAGGAUUGGGGCCUCCGCCUCUAUUCUGGUUGGAGCCCUCCCCUGCCCCUGCUGUACUGGCUUGGCUUCCUGCUGGAAGUGGUGAGCUUCCUGCUGCGUCCAAUCUACAACUACCAGCCUCUCUUAACCCGCUACAGGGUCACAGUAUUAAAUAGUGUGUUCACUGUCUCCUACAAGAAAGCUCAGCGAGAUCUGGGCUACAAGCCAUUUGUCAGCUGGGAGGAAGCCAGGGAGAAAACUUCAGAGUGGAUUGGGUCACUAGUGGAGCAGCACAAGGGGACACUGAAUACAAAGACUCAGUGAUGUGACGAUGGCAGGGACACGGCCCUGGGUGCCUUCAGGAAAUAUUUGUCAGGUCCUCCAGAAGGGACAGAGGCACAACCAGGUCCUGUGGCCUCCCUUUCACACAGAGACCAACUCAGUCUCUUCUCAAGUCACCACAGCUUUGCCGGUCACUGCCCCAGCCACAGGCUUUCCUCAGCACCGUCCCAACCGCACAGGGGCUGUGGCGCCUCAGCUCCUAAUUCCAAACUAUUCGGACCCCAUGGACCUGAGAGCUCUCUCUUUUGCUUUCACCUACCCACUAAAAGCACAGGUUGUCCUUGCGAAACUCCAUUGCUUUAUGAAGCUCCAUAAAAGCAACAAUAAAUAUUUGGCAAUGCCUCACUU
Molecule: messenger RNA, 1036 nt
Organism: Microtus ochrogaster (prairie vole)
Lineage: Eukaryota; Metazoa; Chordata; Mammalia; Rodentia; Cricetidae
Product: 3 beta-hydroxysteroid dehydrogenase type 3-like
Exons: 1
Coding region: 29-670 (213 amino acids)
Biological process (GO): steroid biosynthetic process
Molecular function (GO): oxidoreductase activity, acting on the CH-OH group of donors, NAD or NADP as acceptor
Source: RefSeq, a predicted model, not a curated record